Molecule: messenger RNA, 815 nt
Organism: Toxoplasma gondii ME49
Lineage: Eukaryota; Apicomplexa; Conoidasida; Eucoccidiorida; Sarcocystidae
Exons: 2
Coding region: 180-794 (204 amino acids)
Source: RefSeq, a predicted model, not a curated record
CGGCUGGUGGAAUGAGAACCGUGUGAGUUGUGUGUGCUCCACGUUCCAUAACUUCGACUCGCUGAACCGGCAGUCAACCCAUAACUUCGACUCGCUGAACCGGCAGUCAACCACUGUGUGACACCGCUGGUGUUUGAGCAUCAGAACUCAUCAUCGUGACUGCAUCCAGAAAGCCGAAGAUGCUAAUCACACUCUCCGGGGCCGGGGCCUCCUGGCUUCUGCCUUCACUGCUUGCCGUAGGGGCAGGAAAGACUAUUGCGGGGGGGACCGCGGCCACGUUGCCUUAUUUCACGAGUGCUGGGACGGUCGCUACCGCAGCUCCUGCAGUGAGCGCUCCAAGUGCUUCUGCUCUUGGCGGCAGCGCUGUCCCACUUGCUGCAGGAGCAGCAAGCAUACCUGGUACAGCUUCCUUGCUGACCAAAGGUCUCGGGAUUUCUUUUGCGGCAGGGAGCACAGCUGGAGCGUCUACAGCUGCAACCAAGAUCGCAGGCGGGACGAAAGGUGCUUGUCUUGUUGGAGCUGCCACCACAUCUGGCGGUUCCGCGGCAUAUGUCGAACCCUCUCUGCCACUUGUCGUUCCUGGACCUCCAGAUGUAGCUGGAGCAGUGUGUAACUUAAUGGCGGACAAGAUUGGUACGGGUCUAUCGAAAGCCGUCGAUGCUCGGUAUGUACUGCCGCCCACUGGCAAAAAAGGCCUUCUCAUGAUGUGCGGAGGCUUCUUCCGGGAGCAGCCUGUGUUUUCCAGCCUUGUUACUAAGGAUGAGACAGUGUGCGAAGAGACGGCAGAAUGUUGAGGCGCAGUCAGAAGAGGCGCA